UUCCCUUCUUUUUUUUUUUUCCCUCUCCCCCUUUUCACCAGCUCAGCGAUUUUUCUUUGGUCUUUGGACUCACUUAACGUGAGCAACAGCUUGUACAACAGUUUGCACUUUCCUCGUCUUAGGCUGUUAUGCUGCCUUUCCCUUUUAGACACUUUGCCAAGCCCCUACAAAGAUGCUGCCAAGCAAGGGGCAGCCUGCGGGCCCAACACAGCAAGGCAGCUGCAGCUUCUUCCAAGGAGGCAUCAGGCUGGACCGGGCAGGAAAGCUUGGCAGAGAGCGACCCUGAGAUGUGGGAUUUGGUGCAGCAAGAAAAAGAUCGCCAGUGCCGGGGACUUGAACUCAUUGCCUCAGAGAAUUUCUGUAGUCGGGCUGCCUUGGAGGCCCUGGGAUCAUGUCUCAACAACAAGUAUUCAGAGGGCUAUCCAGGCAAGAGGUAUUAUGGUGGUUCUGAGGUGGUGGACCGCAUUGAAUUGCUCUGUGAACGCCGUGCUCUUGAAGCUUUUGACCUGGAUCCUGAACGCUGGGGGGUGAAUGUCCAGCCUUAUUCUGGGUCCCCGGCCAAUUUUGCUGCCUACACAGCCUUGCUGCAGCCUCAUGAACGUCUCAUGGGCCUGGAUUUACCCGACGGGGGCCACCUGACUCAUGGAUACAUGUCGGAUGUCAAGCGUAUCUCGGCCACGUCCAUCUUCUUUGAGUCCAUGCCUUACAAACUCAAUCCCAAAACAGGACUCAUUGAUUAUGACCAGCUUGAGUUAACGGCUCGGCUGUUCCGCCCACGCCUCAUCAUUGCUGGCACCAGCGCUUAUGCCCGUCUAAUUGACUAUGCCCGCAUCAAGAAGGUGUGUGAAGAGGUGAAGGCCUACCUGCUUGCUGACAUGGCCCAUAUCAGUGGUCUGGUGGCAGCCAAAGUCAUCCCAUCACCCUUUGACUAUGCUGACGUGGUGACUAGCACCACUCACAAGACUCUGCGAGGUGCAAGAUCAGGGCUGAUUUUCUAUCGUAAGGGUGUCCGUUCUGUGGACAAGAAGAGUGGCCAGGAGACCCUUUACAAUCUGGAGGACAAAAUCAACUUUGCAGUCUUCCCCUCUCUGCAGGGCGGCCCCCACAACCACGCCAUUGCUGCAGUGGCAGUGGCACUGAAACAGGCCAGCUCACCCAUGUUCCAAGAGUAUUGUCAGCAAGUACUGAAGAACUCCAAGGCCAUGGCAGAGGCCUUGCUACAACGAGGAUACACUCUUGUUUCAGGUGGCACAGAUAACCACCUAAUACUACUGGAUCUGCGCCCAAAAGGCAUUGAUGGAGCCCGGGCUGAAAGAGUACUGGAGCUAGUGUCCAUCACUGCUAACAAGAACACCUGUCCUGGGGACAAGAGUGCUUUGACACCUGGAGGCUUGCGACUUGGUAAGAGCAAGGAGGUUUUUUUUAAAAAAAAAAAAGAUUAUGUGGUUGUUUCACAGCUCUUAUUUACCCUCUCUCUUUCUUUUUUUUUUUCCCCCACCACAGCCAAACUGCAAGACUUCAAAUCCUUUUUGCUUUCUGAUCCAGAGACGAAGCAGAGAUUGACAGGUCUUCGGCAGCGUGUUGAAACCUUUGCCCGUGCCUUCCCUAUGCCUGGCUUUGACAAACGUUGAGAUUGGAUUCAACCGAAGACUUGGCUAACCCAUUACCCCUAGAUAGCCAACAGGCUAGACAUGAAGAAUCCCUGAAGCCUUGUCUCUCAGGGCUUCGUCUAGUGGAGCCCUUCUUCAGAGGUGAUCUCCUUGGCCAUUCCCACCCCCCUCUAUUCCUUAUCUCCAUUUUGUAAUGACUCAAACAACUUACUUGGUGUAAAAGAACUUGGCUCUGAUUCACAAUACAUGUAUCGCAUUAUGCAGAACGACUUGUAAGAAUUAAAGUGGUCCACCUCUUUCUAUGAAUGAA
Molecule: messenger RNA, 1920 nt
Organism: Pseudonaja textilis
Lineage: Eukaryota; Metazoa; Chordata; Lepidosauria; Squamata; Elapidae
Source: RefSeq, a predicted model, not a curated record